CGCCUCGGAGGACUCUCCUGGGAGGACUCCUCGGAGGAUGCCUCGGAGGACUCCUCGCAGGACAAUCCUUGAAGGACGCCUCGGAGGACUCCUGGGAGGACAGUCCUUGGAGGACUCCUCGGAGAACAAUCCUCGGAGGACUCCUGUGAGGACGCUUUGGAGGACGCCUCGGAGGACUGUCCUGGGAGGACGCCUCGGAGGACUCCUCGGAGGAUGCCUCGGAGGACUCCUCGGAGGACAAUCCUUGGAGGACGCCUCGGAGGACUCCUGGGAGGACAGUCCUCGGAGGACUCCUCGGAGAACAAUCCUCGGAGGACGCCUCGGAGGACUCCUGGGAGGACAGUCCUCGGAGGACUCCUCGGAGAACAAUCCUCGGAGGACGCCUCGGAGGACUCCUGGGAGGACAGUCCUCGGAGGACUCCUCGGAGAACAAUCCUCGGAGGACGCCUCGGAGGACUCCUGGGAGGACAGUCCUCGGAGGACGCCUCGGAGGACAGUCCUUCGAGGACUGUCAUCCGAGGACUCCUGUGAGGACGCUUUGGAGGACGCCUCGGAGGACUGUCCUGGGAGGACGCCUCGGAGGAUGCCUCGGAGGACUCCUCGCAGGACAAUCCUCGGAGGACGCCUCGGAGGACUCCUGGGAGGACUCCUGGGAGGACAGUCCUCGGAGGACUCCUCGGAGAACAAUCCUUGGAGGACGCCUCGGAGGACUCCUGGGAGGACAGUCCUCGGAGGACUCCUGGGAGGACAAUCCUCGGAGGACGCCUCGGAGGACUCCUCGGAGGAUGCCUCGGAGGACUCCUCGCCGGAUAAUCCUUGGAGGACACCUCGAAGGACUCCUGGGAGGACAGUCCUCGGAGAACAAUCCUCGGAGGACUCCUGGGAGGACAGUCCUCGGAGAACAAUCCUCGGAGGACUCCUGGGAGGACGCCUCGGAGGACUCCUGGGAGGACAGUCCUCGGAGGACUCCUGGGAGGACAAUCCUCGGAGGACGCCUCGGAGGACUCCUCGGAGGAUGCCUCGGAGGACUCCUCGCCGGAUAAUCCUUGGAGGACACCUCGAAGGACUCCUGGGAGGACAGUCCUCGGAGAACAAUCCUCGGAGGACUCCUGGGAGGACAGUCCUCGGAGAACAAUCCUCGGAGGACGCCUCGGAGGACUCCUGGGAGGACAAUCCUCCGAGGACAGUCCUCGGAGGACAAUCCUCGGAGGACGCCUCGGAGGACAGUCCUCGGAGGACAGUCCUCGGAGGACGCCUCGGAGGACGCCUCGUAGGACGUGUCCCUGAAGUCCGAACUUGCCUUGCGAGCGCCAGACGGCAGCCGCUGACCUCGCCCAAACCAAGAAGGAGAAGAAGGAGGAGGAGGAGGAGGAGGAGGAGGAGGAGGAGGAGGAGGAGGAGAAGGAGGAGACGGUGCACCUCAGGGAUCAUUUCUCCAGCUUUUAGUGCUGAGCAUUGCUGCGAUGGACUUUCACUUUCUCUUUUGUGCUCCGUGGACUCUGCCGCUCCCAAGAGGGUCACACGGUACAAGAACUGCCGCGCUCAGCUCCUCAAUCAGCACUUUAUCCCAAGUCGAAGGCGGUUUCCGUGGACUCUGCGCUUUAUUUAUCAGCUCAUUGUUGGCUUCUAACUUAUUUCCUGCUAUUUAUUUCUGCCUCGCACUUCCUGUCAUCCAGUGCCAUCCUUUCGCACGGAAGUACAACUGCUGCAAACGCCUACCUCGGGCUGUGCGUCCGUGUGUGUGUGUGUGUGUCUGUGUUUAGAUGUGUGUGUAUUCAGAUUUGUGUUAUUCCGUGAAGUUGUCACAUUAGACACAACUUUUUGACAGAUAGCGUUCCUGCUAACUUACUUGAAGACCACAAAUACUGAACUGCGAAAACAUGAAUUUUUACUCACGGCGUCUCCUGCGGUGGCUUCAGCACGGAAUAACACUAGGCGCCCCCUAGUGGUGAGUGUAGGGAACGGAAAGGCAAAGUCUUUUUACACCUUCAAGUCGCGUGUAAAAAGGGUUCCUGCUUUGCACAAAUCUGAAUACGCAAACACAUUUUUUUACACAAAGAUUGAAAUAUGGAAACAGAUUUUUUUUUUACACACACAUAAAUCUUACUGGGCAAAAGUCAGUCGUAAGAGGAAAGCCAAUCAGGUUCACACAAAUCUGAUUACACAAACACUUUUUUUUUUUUUUUUUACACACACACAGAUUUGUUUACACACACAAAUCUUACAGGGCAGAUGUGUCACAAAAGUCAGUUGUAAAAAGAAAGCCAUUUAGGGUUCCUGCCUCACACAAAUCUGAAUACACACACACAUUUUUUUACACACAGGAAUACAGUUGUUGUUUUUUUACACACACACACCAAUCUUACAGUACAGAAGUGUUGUUAAAGUCAUGUUUUAAAAAAUAAAAAAAAUUAAAAAAAAGAGCCAAUCAGGGUUCCUGCUGCACACAAAUCUGAUUACACAUUUAUUUUACACACACAUUGAAUUACAUUUUAUUUUUUUACACACACACAAAUCUUACAGGGCCUAAAUGUCGCUAAAGUCAUGUUUAAAAGAAAAACAGCCAAUCAAGGUUCCUGCUUCACACAAAUCUGAAUACACAAACACAUUUUUCACACACACACACAAAUACAAUUUUUUUUUUUACACACACACAGAUUGAAAUACAGAUUUAUUUUUUUACACACACACACACACACACACACACACACACACACACACACACACACACACACACACACACACACACACACACACAAAUCUUACAGGGCCUAAGUGUCACUAAAGUCAUGUUUAAAAAAUAAAAUAAAAAUAAAAAAAGCCAAUCAGGGUUCCUGCUCCACACAAAUCUGAAUAUACACACACACACAUUGAAUAAUUUUUUUUUUUUUUUACACACAUAAAUCUUACAGGCCCUAAAUGUCGCCUGUUUAAAAGAAAAACAGCCAAUCAAGGUUCCUGCUUCACACAAAUCUGAAUACACAAACACAUUUUUUACACACACA
Messenger RNA from Entelurus aequoreus (snake pipefish), 3005 nucleotides. RefSeq lists its product as uncharacterized. The transcript has 3 exons. The coding region runs from base 38 to 1630 and encodes 530 amino acids. NCBI's taxonomy places the organism in Eukaryota, Metazoa, Chordata, Actinopteri, Syngnathiformes, Syngnathidae. The record is from RefSeq and is a predicted model, not a curated record.